Messenger RNA from Sitophilus oryzae (rice weevil), 708 nucleotides. It is a transcript of the gene Ak6, whose product is annotated as adenylate kinase isoenzyme 6. The coding region runs from base 107 to 679 and encodes 190 amino acids. Gene Ontology annotation, cellular component: nucleus; cytoplasm. NCBI's taxonomy places the organism in Eukaryota, Metazoa, Arthropoda, Insecta, Coleoptera, Curculionidae. Gene Ontology annotation, molecular function: ATP binding; ATP hydrolysis activity; AMP kinase activity. The record is from RefSeq and is a predicted model, not a curated record. The transcript has 4 exons.
UAAAUAUUUCGUGACUAACUUAACUCCAUUAAAUAAUUGAGGUUAGAAAAUAUAUUUUACAAGUUUACUAAAAAAUCUAAAAAUUAGAAUAAAACUAGAAAUAAACAUGGAAAGUGAAGAAGAUGAUAUGGAUUGUGCACCUGUAGUACCAAAUAUUAAACGAGAUGCACCAAAUAUAUUAAUAACAGGUACGCCAGGCGUUGGAAAAUCCACAUUGUGUAAAAAAGUUGCCGAAACUACAGGAAUGAAUUGGUUAGAAAUAUCAAAAAUCGCAAAAGAAAACAACUGUUUAGAAGAAUAUGAUGAGGUGUAUCAAUGUCCUGUAUUAGAUGAAGACAAAUUAAUGGACGGGCUUGAAGAAACCAUGUGCCAAGGCGGAAAUAUAGUGGAUUAUCAUAGUUGCGAGUUCUUUCCAGAGAGAUGGUUUGAUGUGGUAUUCGUGUUGAGAACAGACAAUACAACUUUGUAUGACCGUUUAAUUAAAAGGGGUUAUGCAGGGAAAAAGCUGGAAGAUAAUGUGGAUUGUGAAAUAUUUCAGGUGGUUUUAGAUGAGGCAAAGAAUUCAUACAAAGAAAAUUUAAUUCAUGAAUUGUCAAGUGUUACGCCAGAAAAUUUAGAACAAAACUUAGAAAAAAUAUAUUUAUGGAUACAACAUUGGUUUGAAAAUAACCAAACAUAAGAGUGUGAUAAUAAAAAUAAAUAAAAAAA